GCGCCUCAAUUAAUAUUGCACAAUGCGCAUCGCCGAAAUUUUGUUGUUAAUCUCCGCACUCUAUACCUCCGAGGCCGCAAAUGAGUGCGACCUGAGGGCUGUCGAGAAUGGUACUGUCUGCGUAUGCAAUUCUACUUAUUGCGAUACGGUUCCCGAGGUACUAAGCCUGUCCUCUGGCGAAUACCAACUCUAUACGACCAGCAAAGAUAAACUUGGGUUCUACUCGAGCAAUGGAAAGUUUGUGGAGGCGACCGCAGCUUCAAGUACCGUUACCAUUUCGAACCUCAACACCACGUACCAGAAAAUCACUGGUUUUGGAGGUGCCUUUACAGAUGCCGCAGGGAUAAAUGUCGCCAUGCUUCCGGCUGACGCUCAAGAUAAACUAUUAGAGAGCUAUUUCGGCAAAGAUGGCGUCCAGUAUAGUAUGGGUCGGGUUCCCAUUGGCGGUACUGACUUCUCACCUAGAGGUUAUUCAUAUUGCGACACUAAAGAUGAAACUCUGGAGUCGUUUGCUUUGCCAGAGGAGGAUACUAAAUACAAGAUUCCGUACAUCAAAAAGGCUAUUGAGUUGAGGGGGGAAGAUCCUUUCAGGCUGUUUGCGACUGCUUGGUCCUCACCCACAUGGAUGAAAACUACGGACAGUUUCGUAGGCUUGGGACAGCUCAAGGAUGAAUAUUACGGAUUAUGGGCGGAAUAUUACAUCAAAUUUUUCGAAAGUUACAAGCAGGAGAACAUAUCCUUUUGGGGAGUGACUACGCAAAACGAACCUGCCAAUGGAAUACUCGGCUUCCCCAUAAACAACUUGGGAUUUCUGCCUGAUCAAAUGAACAAGUGGAUAUCCGCCAAUCUAGGUCCUAGGAUCAGGAACUCGAGCUUCUCGCAUCUGAAGAUCAUUGCGCAUGAUGAAUCAAGAGGUUCGCUACUAUUCUUUAAUGAGUUCACCUUAUCCAACGACGACGUUGUCAACUAUUUGGAUGGGGUUGGAAUUCACUGGUACUCGGAUAAUGCGAUACCUCCUAGUGCGUUGGAACUGGCGUCUACUAGUAAAAAGGACCUGUUCAAACUUUCCACUGAAGCAUGCACGGGGUUUGCCCAUUUCCUUGAAAUGGAACCAGCAGUGCUAUUAGGAAGUUGGGAGAGGGGUGUCUCUUAUAUCGAAGAUAUUUUGGAGAAUCUAGAAAAUGACGUCGUCGGGUGGAUCGAUUGGAACAUGGUUUUAGACACCGAAGGUGGCCCGACCUGGGUUGGAAACACCGUGGACGCGCCCGUCAUCGCGAACGCCACUGCCGGAGAGUUUUACAAGCAGCCGAUGUUCUAUGGGCUGGGUCAUUUUUCGAAAUUCGUCACCCCGGGUUCUGUCCGAAUUGAUGCCACGACCAAUACCGAUCUCAAAGUUCUGGCAUUUUUGAGACCCGACGAAAAACUGGCACUCAUUUUGUGGAAUAGGGACGACGCAGCUGUGAGCGCGGAAAUUCAGAUUCUUGGAUCGGCAACAUCGCUCGAAGUCCCAGCAUCUUCGCUAAAUACGCUUCUCUACUUUCCCUAAUUGCGGGAAGGUAGUUUACAAUAUGGGCU
Messenger RNA from Cylas formicarius (sweet potato weevil), 1575 nucleotides. RefSeq names its product lysosomal acid glucosylceramidase-like. Gene Ontology annotation, molecular function: glucosylceramidase activity. Gene Ontology annotation, biological process: glucosylceramide catabolic process. The record is from RefSeq and is a predicted model, not a curated record. NCBI's taxonomy places the organism in Eukaryota, Metazoa, Arthropoda, Insecta, Coleoptera, Brentidae. The transcript is spliced from 8 exons. Bases 23 to 1546 code for a protein of 507 amino acids.